GUUCCGAAGGCUGAGGGGCAGCGGCUGGGUGUCAAGAAGGGGUUGCCGAGCGGGCCUGUGGCGAGGCGGGGUGGGCAGCCGGCACCAUGUCGAGGCAGGCGAACCGUGGCACCGAGAGCAAGAAAAUGAGUUAUUGUGAGGUGGAAAAUGAGAUGACUAAAAAUAGAUUGCAGAAUGUAAACAAAAAGCAUUCACAGUAUUCUUACAGUGACCUCACCUGCAGGCCAUGGGGAUGAGAGCUCUGAGCUCUUCACCCUGACCUAUGGCGCUCUGGUCACCCAGCUAUGCAAGGACUAUGAAAAUGAUGAAGAUGUGAAUAAACAGCUGGAUAAAAUGGGCUAUAACAUUGGAGUCCGACUGAUUGAAGAUUUCUUGGCACGGUCAAAUGUUGGAAGGUGCCAUGACUUUCGGGAAACUGCAGAUGUUAUCGCCAAGGUGGCAUUCAAGAUGUACUUGGGCAUCACUCCAAGCAUCACCAAUUGGAGCCCAGCUGGUGAUGAAUUCUCCCUCAUUUUGGAAAAUAACCCCUUGGUGGACUUUGUGGAACUUCCUGAUAACCACUCAUCUCUUAUUUAUUCCAAUCUCUUGUGUGGGGUGUUACGGGGAGCCUUGGAGAUGGUCCAGAUGGCUGUGGAGGCCAAGUUUGUCCAAGACACCCUGAAAGGAGACGGUGUGACAGAAAUCCGGAUGAGGUUCAUCAGGCGGAUUGAAGACAAUCUCCCAGCUGGAGAGGAGUGACCGUCCCCAGGACUUCAGGGUAGCCAGCAGGAGCACUUGUUGGAACCAGAAAGCCUCAGCGCUCUCUCUGCCCUGUAGAACUCAGUGACUCUUUAACACGGAUGUUAUAUAUUCUUCUAACCUUGUUUCCAUUCUCCAUGCUAGCUAGGAAAGAGCAGACUGCGACAUAGUCCAUUUACUCCACAAGUGUGCACAUUCAGGAGGGAAAUUCUUUGCUUCCUCUCCCUUCAGAGGGGCUGGAUGUAGUCAUCCUUGGUUGGACUAGAAAGAGCUCAACCAUUUUACAUUCCUGUUUGAAUUUUCCAAAGCAAAACUCACUUUGACUCCAUUAAGAGGCAAGCCUAGAACAUCUAUCCCUGGACCUUCAGAAAGCCAUUGGGAAAUGGCUGUAGGGGACCCAGGUUGUGGAAUGGGGAGAAGGGGCGGCAAGGGGUGGGUAAGAGUUGUUAGCUGCAGUGCGACACACUCUAGUGCUUGCCAGGAAAGGGGAGCCAGUCGUGCUGGGAACACCGACUCCUGGGAGGCUACCCCGGUUUCUUGUUACUCCCUGCUGUUUGGAGGCAACAUCUCCUCUUUUUACAGACGGUUCAUCCUUUUUUUCUUACAAAUUCUUCAAUAAAGACACAUUCUUGAGUGAAAUUCCA
This is a messenger RNA of Pteropus alecto (black flying fox), 1382 nucleotides long. It is a transcript of the gene TRAPPC3, whose product is annotated as trafficking protein particle complex 3. Gene Ontology annotation, cellular component: cytosol; cis-Golgi network membrane; TRAPP complex. Gene Ontology annotation, biological process: endoplasmic reticulum to Golgi vesicle-mediated transport; intra-Golgi vesicle-mediated transport. Lineage: Eukaryota; Metazoa; Chordata; Mammalia; Chiroptera; Pteropodidae. The transcript is spliced from 6 exons. The coding region runs from base 334 to 738 and encodes 134 amino acids. The record is from RefSeq and is a predicted model, not a curated record.